Molecule: messenger RNA, 4560 nt
Organism: Naegleria fowleri
Lineage: Eukaryota; Heterolobosea; Eutetramitea; Acrasida; Naegleriidae
Exons: 2
Coding region: 1-4560 (1519 amino acids)
Biological process (GO): double-strand break repair via homologous recombination; regulation of DNA-templated transcription
Source: RefSeq, a predicted model, not a curated record
AUGUCACAAUCCAAAGAUGAAGAUUUAUUCUCGAAAGACAUGGUGAUGGCUAGAGUGGAGGACGAAAAAUCGAAUCCUGCUUCUGAUGAAGAGGAAUUGUUAUUAUCUUUAAAUUCCGAUGACUUGAAAGAUGAAUCGAAUGAAAACAACAAUCCGAUCAUCAACAACACACAAGAAUUAUUGGAUGGAUUGAAUGACAAUAUCAAUGAGGAAGAAUCAGAAAAACCAAAUGCAAGAAAAUUUUCAGAAUAUGAAGAAAAUGAUGACGAUUUUGAAAUACCUGAUGAUUUAGAUCUUUCUCCGAAUUCAUCUGAUAAUCCUUCUAAAAAAAUUAAAUUAACGAAUUUAUGUCAGGACGACGAUUUGGAACUACCCUCUGAAACUUUUGGAUUUGUAAAUGCUUCUACCAUGAAAAAAGCUCAUUCAGAAAAUUUUGAAGAUACGAAACACAAUGAAACAAACAAACCUACAGAAACUUUUGGAUUUGUAUCUGCGUCACGAUCUAAAAAUCUUCAUUCUACAAGUAACAAUGGUGCUCAAGAAAUGCCUCCAGAAACGUUUGGAUUCAUUUCUGCUUCUUCUUCUUCUAACAAAACGAAAUCAAUGAGUGACAUUAAUGAUGAGGACAACAACGAAAGGCCGCCUGAAACUUUUGGAUUUGUAUCUGCUUCUUCCUCGAACAAACUACAGUCAAAACUAAUGAAUGACAAUGAUGAGAGGCCACCAGAAACUUUUGGAUUUGAAUCAGCUCUUUCAAGCAUUAGAAAGCCACAAGAAACUUUUGGAUUUGUAUCCGCCAAAAGUGAAGAAAAACCUCCUGAAACAUUUGGAUUUCAAUGUACAAGGUCCAUUUCCACAAUAAGAGGCGGUGAUACUUUUGAUAAACCUCCUGAAACAUUUGGAUUUGUAUCAGCCAAGACAUCCAAUAGUCUCAAUUCAUCCUCCAAAAUGAUGGAUGAUAAAGAGGAAAGUAAGAUCAACGAAAGGCCUCCUGAAACUUUUGGAUUCGUUUCUGCUUCUUCCUCGAACAAACUACAGUCAAAACUAAUGAACGACAAUGAUGAGAGGCCACCAGAAACUUUUGGAUUCCAAAGUGCAUCCAUCCAUAGACCACCAGAAACUUUUGGAUUUCAAAAAGCCAACUCUGAAAUGUUGAAACAUGAAAGACCACCCACUGAAACAUUUGGUUUUAUUUCAGCAUCAUCGUCCAAAGAAGAAGAACAAUUACCUGCAGAAACUUUUGGGUUUGUUCGAGCGAGUGCCAGUAGUAGUCGAAGGACUUUUACGGAUGAUUCAACACGCACCCACUCAUGGCAUGAUUUGAAAUUUCCUCCUCCAACCGAAGAAUUGAUUUCAGAUGCCUCUUCCUCAAAUCACAAACCGUUUAAAACACCUUCGAAAAUCAUUUCAGGCAAACAAUCAACACCAGAGAGUUCUGAACCAUUUGCUACUCCAGUGAAGGGUGCAUCGAGUAAUAAUACUACUCCCAAAAGAAGUAUUAAGACUCCAUUUGCCUCUUAUUUAUCGAAUCAGAAAAAAGAAACACCAACCAAUCGAGUGUUAGAAACUACAAAGAAAAAGCAAAAAAAGUUUAAGACACCAAUGAAAUCUGAGAAACUGUUUGAAGAAGCUACGAAAAGAGAGAGAGAGCGUUCAAGCAAGUCAAGUUCCAAUAAGACGACCACCAAGUCAGAUACAACACCGAUUUGUCCGCCCAGUUGGGUUCCUGUUAAAAAGUCAUUGGAAGAGAGAAAGUCAGAAAAUAUCAAAUCAAAACCUAGAAAAAUUCAAUUACUUGGAGAUUGCAAGCAGAUUUCAAUCGAAAGUUUAAAAACUAGAUAUAAUCUCUCUCAAGUGGUUGUUUCCAUGAACAGCACCUCUUCUAAGAAUUUCAAAUUCGACACAACUUUACACAAAAUUUCACAGGAAAUGCUACUUGCAAUUCAGGAAGAAAAUGAAGGAAAGCCCGUGACGGAAGUUGGUACUGAACAAUUACAGCUUCUAUUACACAAGUUUGGGGCUAAAAAAGAAGUCACUAAAAUUGAGUGGGUUGAAAAUCACUUUCGAUGGAUUGUUUGGAAACUUGCUUCAAUGGAUAGAACAUUUCCGAAUGAUUCUUCCUUUCCAUUUUUAACUCCUGAAAAAGUUUUAGGUCAACUUGUUUAUCGAUACAAUGUUGAAUAUUGUAUGGGAAAGAGAUCAUGUUUGAAACAGAUUGCAGAAAAAGAUGUACCUCCAGGCCAUUACAUUGUAUUGGUUGUGGCUUCUUUAGAUAUUUGUGAGUCAUCUGAUACCAAUAGUGACUCCAAAAUUAUAGAACUCAGCGAUGGUUGGUAUAGUAUGAAAGCAAAAUUGGAUGAACCUCUCACUCGAUAUGUAGAAUGGAAGAAAAUCAAAGAAGGACAAAAAUUGAAAAUUAUUGGAGCUAAUUUUACAGAGAAUUUUGAAGCUGCUCCACCACUAGAAUUACCAGGAAAUGCAUGUCUUAAAUUGAGUGUCAAUGGUGUCAAGAAGGCAAAAUGGGACGCCAUGCUUGGAUUUCAAUAUCGACAAAAACCAUUUAAAACAUCAUUUAAAAGUAUUCAAGCAGAAGGAGGAAACAUUCCAUAUAUUAGAGCCAUUGUAAAGAGAGUAUAUCCAAUCAAGUAUUUUGAAAAACAAAAUGAUGGAAUCACCAUUGUGAGAACCAAAGCAGCUGAAGAUCAUGCAGCGAAUAUCGCAGAAAAAGAAAAGGAAAGAAUUUCUUCUAAUUUAUUUCAAACUUAUUACGAUGAAGAGAAGAGGAAACGAAAAGGAUCUAAAACUACAAUCACAACUCCUAUCAAGAGAAUUUAUGAAGGAUCAACUCUCUACAACCUAUUACAAUCUACAAAAGAUGAAAUGAGUUUUUAUGCACAGUUAGAUGAGAAUCAGCGAGAUAUACUUUCUUCCUAUCAACAACAAUUGGAAAGUGAUAUUUAUACUGCUGUUAAUAAUAGAAUCAGCGAAUUUAUUGCCAAUGAUCCGAAACUGAACCGAGAAGUCUCUUCAAUGCUUUCAGUGAAAUUAGGCGAUUGUUGUCCAUACCUUAAAAAUCCAGAAACCACUCUUAAUGAUCGAGAAAUAAUGUUAACAUUGUGGAAGACAGAUGAAGAUUCAGAACUUUUUCAAGAAGGAAAUAUUUUAGAUAUUUAUAAUUGCAGACCUUCCAAGCAAUCAGCAAAUCAAGUCAUGAAAUCAAUCACUACUGUAUCAUUUACAAAAAUUGAGAUAUUCAAAAGCUACAAAGAUCUCACAGAAGAAGAAAUGAGCAAAUAUUUCUACACGCCAAGAAGAUGUUUUACAAUGAGCGAGAUGAAAGAUCCUGAAAAAAGAAAUGGAAACAACGAAAUGGAUUUUGUUGGAAUUUUAAUUCACUCAAAAGAAAUUGAACAAAAGGAGAGAGAUUAUACUUUACACGUCCUAUUCUUUGUAGAUAAUACUUGUUUGGAGAAUGAGAACAAACCAACCAUUCUUCAACUUACAUAUAUUGAAUCUGCAAAAAGACAAUUUAUAUGGCUUCUUUCUGAGAAUAAGGUUUACUUUUUGUCAAAUAUUGUGUUCUCAGAAUUUGAUGAAACGAACGGUAGAAUCAAAUGUCAUGCAAAAGAUCAUGCUUCAAUUUCAGAGAGAGCCAACAAAUUCUAUUUUAGACAACAAGCCAUUGAAGUGAAUAAUUUCUUCAAAUCGAACAAGAACAAAAUUUUAUCUCUUGCAGAAGUUGUGAAUCAAUACAAUCCAAGGGAAGAAUUUGAUUUUUCAACACCUCGUAAAAUGAUGAUCAUGGAAGAUGAGACCAUUGAAGAAGACAUUAGUUGCAAUAUUAUCAUCAACCAAGAUUUUCGAAUGCAUGUCACAUUAUUAGAUACUGUUUAUAAUACCCUCGAAAGCUAUUCCUACCCAAAUCAGCAAACAGAAAGUAAUCCCGUCUACAGGAAAGCAGAAGAUGUUUACUCUUACUUUGUGAAGUUAUAUAUUGAUGUUAAAGACAUGAGUACGGCAGAAUAUAAGACCAUCAAAUUCACAGAGGACAUGUUCGACAAGCUCAUCCAUGCACUCUUUUAUGACGACGAUACCAACAAUGUUGAGGAUCUCUCGGAAAUGGAUAAGAAUGAAAACAUACCGUCCUGGAUGACACUUCUUGUGAAUGAGGGUAAAAUAGAAGAUACAUCAGAAAUAGAGGGAAACAUUAAUUCACACUCCUCAUCUGUAUUCAAUUCGGAAAAGCUUAUUCAAACCAGAUUGAAACUCUUUUCAUCGGGAAAUGUUAAUUCCAUCCAGCAGAUUUGUCGAUGCCUAUUAGUUGGUACCAAGUUUGUAAAGACUGAAGAAGAUUUGGUUGAUUUUACAGACAAUGAUGUGUUCAAAUCUCUAUUAUGUUGUACUCCUUUGGAAUGGAAUGUAUUGAUGACUCACUUUACUCAGACCCUCUGUGGAUCCCUUUUGAAAUUCAAAUUAACAAGCCCUGAGAAGGAAGUCAUAGAUGUAUCUUGUGUUUUGAGAGGAUUCAAUGGUCUUGAUGAUAUCAUGGAUGAUCUGUGA